AUGGCGUUGCUGGAUGUUGGACCUUUUCUAGAGGGUGUCUCUAAUCUUCAAGGAAAACUCGAAGCUACGAUGACAAAAAAUAGACUACUACUUGAGGCUGUAGAGAGCUCACAAUCGAAAUACACAGAUAUCGAUAAAGUGUACCCUCUUCUCCAAAGCUUAAAGGGAAGACUUGUGGCAUCACAGGCUCCGAACGAAUCUUUGUCGACAGAGCUCGUAAAAUUCAAAUUAGAAAUGGAAUCAUUUGUAGAUGAAGUAUUUAAUAGUCAUGAUAGCUUGAGUAAAAUAAGAAGGAAUUCCCUGCUUCAUGCGAAAGAACUAGAAGGUGAUCGAGAUAAACUUUGGUAUGAGAAAGGAGAAUUGGCAGCGGAGCGGAGGAGGUUGGAUUUAGAGCGCGAAGAAUUGAAUGCCCUGCGCACGGUGAUGAAGAAAACCCCUCUGGAUAAAGAAAAAGCAACGUUAAAAGUUAACGAAGGUACUAAUCAUUCAGGUCUACAGGGUACUGUGGACCAUAAAGAACAAGAAGAAGAAAAUAAUGAAAACAGUUCCUUAAAGACUUCACUAAUUGGUAAGUGUGGCUAUAAAUAUUUAUAAACUUGAAACUACAGUAUCACUUUAAUUUGGUAGUUCGGAUAGUGAUUACAUUAAUUUUGGCAUGAUUUGGUGUCAUAGCUAAACAGCUGCAUCCUAGCUGUGUCCUUAUAGAGAAACACUUUCUACAAAACGUAUUUUCCUCGAAGGAUGAACGGGCUCGGUAGGGGAGAGAGGAAUGGAAAGAGAAGAUGUAAGGAACAUUAGCUGUCAAAUGGAAUCGCUUACGGUUGUGAGAUUUUGUACCACGUUUUUGGCGAGCUCUUUCAUGACAGGUUCAUAACCUACACUACUAUUUCACUCCUGACUUGCCCCCAGUCGUUUGUCACAACCCGGCCUCUCCCUAGAGAGUAGUGGCGUACGGGCUGUGAUGGGAAGGAGGAAAGUGAGGGACAGAAAACCCCUGCUUCCGCCGUGCGCGUUAUGCGAAGACGAGUAAGGACGAGUCAGCUUAAGAAGUCUUGGUUAGCUCCGCUAACCUGGGGCUUUCCCACAAAAAAUGUCGGCGGAGGACUAAAGAAGAAAUCUAUCACUAGGAAGCUGCGGGCAACGGGACAUUGUUCUAAGAUCCUUGAGGCGAGAUGUACUAUCGGGAAAACUAAAAAAAAAAAAAAGAACACCAAAAAACGGAAAUGGCAAACUGAGAACUGCGGUUUUCGUCGGAUUUUUUUUUGCCCUUGGUUAGAAAAGGAGCCAUGGAAAAGUGCCGUUAAAUGAUUAUAGGGUAGGUUCCUUGGACCUUCCCACGAUGCGCAAAGUUAUGCGCAGUGGCGAAAGGAGGCAACUGUUGUCGUUGUCAUCGUAACUCUUGCAGCCUCUGGUGUGUUGGUUGUUAGAAUUGAUUUCAUUUUGUAAUGUUUAUUUAUAGGAUCCUGUGAUGCAAAAUGUCCGACAGAACAUGAAACAAGUUUAGAUUAUGGAGAAAGAAAUAAUGGUAAAGAACAAGAGUGCGUUACUGUGGUUACUGUGACUCAUGUUGAGUGCCAAACGGAACCUGGAUCCUGUGAUGCUGAAAGUCAGACAGAACAUGGGACAAGUUUAGAAAGUUAUCGAGAUAGAAAUUAUGAAAAAGAACGGGAGUCCGUUGCUGUGACUCAUGUUGAAUGCCAAACGAAACCUAUUGGAAAUUUACGGGUAGCUGAUCAUGAAUCGCAGAUUAAGAAAGAGGAAGAGAGUAUUGAAAAGUGUCAUAAGGUGAGACUAAAUUUGAUACAUCGAAAGAACCUCAAAAGACAAGUAGCUGGCAAUAUCACUCUUUAACAGGCCAGGUAAAUUUCUUUGAAAGGCGAAACGUCAGUCUUAAAAGCCAGUUAUGUUCUCAGCAAAUAAAACACGAGUCAUCUAACCCAAGAAUUAAAUCUAAGUCAUUUAUAUAUUUCCAUAGCGUGCACCGUAAGUUUUAGGGAGUUAUUAUAGCUUCAAAAAUGGAGUAAAAAUUUUAGGAACAGGAUAACCCCUUUUUGGGGGUUAUUUUAACUCCUAAUUUAACUCCGAAUUUGGGGUCAUAUUUACACCUGAAAAAGAGUUCUUUUUACUCCCAGUCUGGAGUUAAAAUAACUCCGAAAUGGGGUUAGUUUUACUCCUUACAUGGGUUGUUUUUGCUCUUUUUGGAGUUAAUUUAACUCUGAAAGUGGAGUAAAAAUUUUAGGUACAGGAUAACUCCUUUUUUGGGGUAUUUUAACUUCUCAAUAUCUGAGGUCACUUUUACGCCUGAAAAAGAGUUCUUUAAACUCCUUUUUGGAGUUAAAAUAACUCGCCAAAAAAUAACUCCACUGUAAGGAGUUAAAUUAGCCCCACUAGAGGAGUUAUUAUAACUCCUUGAAAAUUACUGUGUGGAUACUUUUACGUCCCAUUUGAGUUCAGUGAUGAAUGAAGGAUGAGGAAAAAGCUAUUUUCAAACAUUUGUUUCUCAAGUCAUUUCGAGAGAUUGAUGAUGAUGAACACACAAUGGUCACCAGGCAUCGUCUGUUGUCAAGCAGAUCACACGUAAGUUGUUUCAGGACAGGAGUCUCUGGACCACGACAUCGAGUUUUCUCUGCUCCAGUAUCAAGAGCAAGGGCCAAACUUCUGGCAAAACAGGAACACGCUCUGAAAAAUUAUAAGGUAAUUGUUGAUAUCUAAAUUUAAAAGAAACGCCUCAGACGUUUGACCGGAGUAAUGCCGUGGAUAAAAUCUAGAAAAACUUUGUAUAGACAUGGAGGAAUGGUCAAAAAUCUAAUAUCGAUGACGAUGCUUUUUAGACACCGUUAACACGGGUUCUGACAAAUUUCUGAAUGGACAAAUUUUACACCUGUGCGACUCGUUGACACGGAACCGUGAAAAUUCUGUAAAAGACUGCAGUGUUGUUUGUUGUCCUGUGUAAACGAAAGGCGGAUCCGUGCAAGUUUCUUUGUCCGUUGAAAAAUUUGUCCCGGCCCUUGUUUACGGGGUCUUGAUCAGAUUAGUUAACUAGCGGCACUGCAAAAAUAAUUUUGUGUGUCUGUCAACUUUAUAGGCCCUCGUAGAUGAGCUUUGCAGGACGCAGGAAGAGAAUCAAUCUCUCAAGCUCGAAAGCAGUACACUGGCAAAGAGAGCUAAUGAAAUAUAUUCUGAGCUGUUUCACAUUAAGGUAAAUUGUCUUAUACAUUGACUGCAUUUUUUUUCCACUGCCAGAAUUAAGAGUCUUUUUACUUGUGGAGAAGGGUGAAAGGAGGAAAAUAGGAGAUCUGUGCUCGUAACAGGGUAUCGUGCAGGUUAGCACGCUUCGCGCGCGCAAGACUCUUACGUCACGCUUUACAGAUUUCUUUUCUGAUUUUGAGACAAAAACCGACUGUUUUGCAAUCUAGCGACAGGGCACCUUAAGUUAUAGAGCACAGCCUUGGCUUUGUCCUCCUCUAGGCAGUAAGCUUGCUUUUCCCUCCUUUGCUGACGCAGUAUCUUUUUUCUGCUUGUGCAGUCCAACCUGACCAGCAAGUGAUUCGAAGUUGCAGCCAAUAAAAAUCACACAAGUUUUCGGGAUGGGCACGGGAUACUGGAAACUUAAAACACAAGGCAAUUUUUGAAAAGAAAACUACGAAAGGAAUGCGCUACCGAAUUUAUGACGCUAGAUGACUACGUCAUCCCGCGUCAUUAAUGUAGACGUAGAUGUUACCGCAAACCGUGCCACAAAGCGCCUAAAACUUAACAUCAAAGGAGGUUUUUGAAAGAGUGCGACAUGAAUUUUCGUUUGGAACAUUCCUAUUGGGAAAUCAGGGUAACCUUUUCAGAAGUUCCAUUGCUCCUGAAAAGUUUCCUCUGUAACGACCCGAAAAGUGGUGUUUCAUGCAACAACUCCCUGUGUCUCUGCCUAUAGAAGCGACUAACAGUAAGCAUAGCUGACAGAGAUGAACUGCAAACGAAACUACGGAAGUGUAAAGAACAGGUAUGGUUGAUUAUAAGCGUUUAUACACUUUCAAAUAUUAACAACUGUUUCUUUUUCGGAUAAAUUUAGGUUUCUGGGAAUUUGCCCACCUACCCCGCCCCUAAGCCAACAUUUUGCCCUGAGUGACAAGUAAGUGAUAAUGUUGGUUUAGGGGAGGGGUAGGUGGGCAAUUUCCCAGAAACCUGAAUUGAUCCUCUUUUUCAUAUUGCAGUCUAUCUAAUAAGCCCCUCCUCUCUCUUAAUACACCCCUUUCCAAUGAGUAUUCUACCGCCCCUUCUUAUAGAUUAUUUUCACUGUCACGCAACAAAAAAAUAAAUUGGAAACCGCCUUGUGGAAGAAACCACGAAAAUGAAAUGUUAUAAAAGACUAAUAUAAGUCCGUCUGCGAAACAGGGCCGAAAUCCUUGUUCUGGCCCCCACGAGGAUUUCAGUACGCGCCAUGAUUGUCCUGUUGAAAAAGCCAUUAUCGAUUUACCAAUCAAGAUGAAAGGAAAUUCGAAAUGAUAUUCCGGUAAUUCGUUGAGUUCGUUGGGGGCCGAAAACAUGGAUAUUGGCGCCGCUUUGAAGACGUUUCUAGUUCAUGCUAGUUAGAUUAGGUCUGCGACGCAGGCUGUGCUUUACGAAGAAUAUGUAUCCAGUGUAGGAUCCAGGGGAGGGGUCCGGGGGGCAGCCCCCCCCCUCCUAUUUUUAGACCAAACUGAGGCCCGAAGCAUCGACAAAAAAUUUUUUUGGAGACCGAGCCCCCCUAUCUAAGGGUCUGGAUGACCGCCCCCCCCCCCGCCCCCCCCUCUUAUCUGAAGGUCUAGAUACACUACUGGUACCGCAGCAUAUUUCACAUUCAAUUUUCAGUAGCUUUUGAUUGUUGGGCUCCUCUCUUGUUUUCCUAUGAAACCGGACGACAGCUGUAUAAUAAUCCACCGGCCGUUUCUAACAAUCCCCCCUCAAAAAUGGUUGGAAAAUAUAAUUCCCUUCCACCCCACGGGGUCGAGACUUACCAAAGAGUUUGCAGCACUUUUGAGAAUUAUCACCCUCAGGACAAGCAGGCAAAUAGUAAUGUAUCAAGCAUGAGACGCAGUGUUUCAUCACCAGUUCUCAAACUCAUUAAUAAUUCAUUAAGAAAAUACAAAGGAAAUUAAUGUUUAAUGAGUGUUUGGAAAUCGGAUGAAACACUGCUUAGUAUUUGCAUCCUUAAUUUCUCCUUCAAAAAUGAUUUUGUUUGAGAAGAAAUAUCAAACAUUCGACACAGUGUUUCAUCACCAGAUGAAACACCUCGAAGUUCGUCAAAAAUACUCCGCUGCGCGUCGUAUUUUCAACUCUCUUCUCGGUGUUUCAUCUGGUGAUGAAACACUGCAUCUCAUGUUUGAUAUAUUACGUGAAAAACUGAGAAGAGAGUCGAAAAUACGAGGCGCAGCGGAGUAGUUUUGAGGAACUUCGAGGUGUUUCAUCUGGUGAUGAAACACUGCGUCUCAUGCUUGAUAUUACUUUUCAGACAAAAUGAUUUUAGAAGGAGAAAUUCAGGAUGCAAAAAUGAGCAGUUUUUCACCUGAUUUGCAAACACUCAUUAAACAUCAAUUUCCUUUGUAUUUUCUUUACGAAUUAUUAAUGACUUUGGGAAAGUAAAAAGAAAAAGUCGUUGUAUUCGACAACUCAAUCAGUGGAAAAUUAGUUAUUUCAAGAGCAGUACACCAUUACCCACCCUCUCUUGAAUUGUUUGCAUUUGACUUCAGAUUCAAAGACUGGAAGACACAUUGAGGAAACAAGCUUGUGGUUUAGUUCACAAUAAAAAACAGCAACGGCAGGAUGAAGAAGAAAUCAGGUGGAGUCAGGUAUGUAAAGAAGUCAGAGAUGGCCUUCACGGCUACAUCUGGACGACAUUUCGUUUUGCUGGGUUUGUAUUUGAUGCUCAGCCCUGGCGGAACAAAAAUUCAUUAUGCAAGCGUUUCUUGACUUCAGAAUUGCUUUGUGUUGCCUUGAAGUAG
This is a messenger RNA of Porites evermanni, 5969 nucleotides long. The record is from the annotation of a GenBank genome assembly. Lineage: Eukaryota; Metazoa; Cnidaria; Anthozoa; Scleractinia; Poritidae.